This is a messenger RNA of Drosophila bipectinata, 5109 nucleotides long. It is a transcript of the gene ATP7, whose product is annotated as copper-transporting ATPase 1. Gene Ontology annotation, biological process: copper ion export; copper ion import; intracellular copper ion homeostasis. Lineage: Eukaryota; Metazoa; Arthropoda; Insecta; Diptera; Drosophilidae. Gene Ontology annotation, cellular component: plasma membrane; trans-Golgi network. Gene Ontology annotation, molecular function: ATP hydrolysis activity; P-type divalent copper transporter activity; copper ion binding. The record is from RefSeq and is a predicted model, not a curated record.
AGCGACCACCACUAGUUGCGUGCCGUGCAAUGACGGGGAGCAGCUGUUGCCUCUGAACUGCUAAUUGGAAAACCAAACAGAUCCGCAUCCGCGCUCACACACACACACACACUCCAAAAUUAUAGGCGUUCGCGAAAUUUUGAGUUUCGUGUGAAGUUGGCCAAGUUGAAAAGCGAGCGACGGCGGGCAGCACACAACACAAAUCGGUCCGUUAUCAAUCGAAAUCUAGCUUUAAAGUUUUGUAACGCAAUCGGGCAUUCGGAGUGAAAGAGACAUCCUUCCCCCCCAUACGGACGGAGUGGGCGUGAGAGAGAGAGAAAGAGCGACUAAAUUCAAAAUCCCAUUUGAGUUUUUUUUUCCCAUUUCUCGGAUAUUUUUUGUUGUUUUCCUGUGAGGGCGCAGAGCGGAGAUUUAUGUGGAGCUUGGGGGCCGAACGGGAAGUGCUGAUGCGAGGAUGAUGGCGGCGAGUGAUGCGGAGAAGAUGUCCAGCACGGUGCGCCUGCCCAUUGUGGGCAUGACAUGCCAGUCGUGUGUCCGCAAUAUCCAGGACCACAUCGGCCAGAAGAAGGGAGUGCUGAACGCCCGGGUGGUGCUCGAGGAGGCGGCCGGUUACUUCGAUUACGAUCCCCGGGAUACGGAUCCCGUACAGAUAGCCAGCGAUAUCGAUGACAUGGGCUUCGAGUGCAGCUAUCCAGGAGAAGAUGGCGGCGGCAGCGCAGCAGGAGCCUGGACCAACAUCCGGGUGGUGGGCAUGACCUGUCAGUCGUGUGUGCGCAACAUCGAGGGCAACAUCGGCACUAAGCCGGGCAUCCUGCACAUCGAGGUCCAGCUGGCUGCCAAGAAUGCCCGCGUCCAGUACGAUCCCGCCCAGCUGACGCCCGACCAGAUAGCCGAGCUGAUCGAUGACAUGGGCUUCGAGGCGACCGCCAACCCCAGUGACAGCACGCCCGCGUCAUCGCCCCGCAAAAGUCCAGCGCCCGCUCCCCCAUCGCCUGCCCCGCCCGCAGCCCUGCAGAAUGGCACCGCCGUCGCCAUACCCGUGGAGCAGGAGCUGCUGACCAAGUGCUUCCUGCACAUUCGCGGCAUGACCUGCGCCAGCUGUGUGGCCGCCAUCGAGAAGCACUGCAAGAAGAUCUACGGCCUGGACAGCAUUCUGGUGGCCCUGUUGGCCGCCAAGGCGGAGGUCAAGUUCAAUGCCAAUGUCCUCACAGCGGAGAACAUCGCCAAGUCCAUCACGGAGCUGGGCUUCCCCACCGAGAUCAUCGACGAGCCGGACAACGGCGAGGCCGAGGUGGAGCUGGAGAUCGGCGGCAUGACCUGCGCCUCCUGCGUCAACAAGAUCGAGAGCCAUGUGCUGAAGCUGAGGGGCGUGACCGCGGCCUCAGUCACGCUGCUGACCAAGCGGGGUAAAUUCCGCUACAACACGGAGGACACUGGACCCCGGAGCAUAUGUGAGGCGAUCGAGGGGCUGGGCUUCGAGGCGAAGCUGAUGACGGGACGCGACAAGAUGGCCCACAACUACCUGGAGCACAAGGAGGAGAUCCGCAAGUGGCGCAACGCCUUCCUCGUCUCGCUGGUCUUCGGAGGACCCUGCAUGGUGGCCAUGAUCUACUUCAUGCUGGAGAUGAGCGACAAGGGGCACGCGAACAUGUGCUGUUUGGUGCCGGGCCUGUCCAUGGAGAACCUGGUGAUGUUCCUCCUGUCCACGCCGGUGCAGUUCUUCGGCGGCUUCCACUUCUACGUACAGUCGUACCGGGCCAUUAAGCACGGCACCACCAACAUGGACGUCCUCAUCUCGAUGGUCACCACCAUCUCGUACGUGUACUCCGUGGCGGUGGUGAUCGCGGCCAUUCUGCUGGAGCAGAACAGUUCCCCGCUGACCUUCUUCGACACCCCGCCCAUGCUGCUGAUCUUCAUCUCGCUGGGCCGCUGGCUGGAGCACAUUGCCAAAGGCAAGACCUCCGAGGCGCUCUCGAAGCUGCUCUCCCUGAAGGCGGCCGACGCCCUGCUGGUGGAGAUCUCCCCGGACUUUGACAUCAUCAGCGAAAAGACCAUAUCCGUGGACUACGUUCAGCGCGGGGACAUCCUGAAGGUGAUACCGGGCGCCAAGGUCCCUGUGGAUGGCAAGGUUCUCUACGGCCACUCCAGUUGCGACGAGUCCCUGAUCACGGGCGAGUCCAUGCCGGUGGCGAAGCGCAAGGGCGCCGUGGUGAUUGGCGGUUCCAUCAACCAGAACGGUGUGCUCCUGGUGGAGGCUACGCACACGGGCGAGAACACGACGCUGGCGCAGAUCGUCCGUCUCGUGGAGGAGGCCCAGACCAGCAAGGCGCCCAUCCAGCAACUGGCCGACCGCAUCGCCGGCUACUUCGUGCCCUUCGUGGUCCUCGUCUCCAGCAUCACCCUCAUUGGUUGGAUCAUUGUUGGCUUCUCCAACCCGGACCUGGUGCCCGUGGCCAUGGAGCACAAGAUGCACAUGGACCAGAACACCAUCAUCGUCAGCUACGCCUUCAAGUGUGCUCUCAGCGUGCUGGCCAUCGCCUGUCCCUGCGCCCUGGGCCUGGCCACGCCCACCGCCGUCAUGGUGGCCACUGGCACUGGAGCCAUCAACGGAGUGCUGGUGAAAGGAGCCACUGCUCUGGAAAAUGCCCACAAGGUCAAGACCGUGGUCUUCGACAAGACGGGCACCAUCACCCACGGCACUCCGAUGACCAGCAAGGUUACCCUCUUCGUCUCCGCCCAGGUCUGCAGCCUGGCACGGGCCCUGACCAUCGUGGGAGCUGCGGAGCAGAACAGUGAGCACCCGAUCGCCUCGGCCAUCGUCCACUUCGCCAAGGAGAUGCUCAAUGUGGAGGGCAACGGGGCGCCCCAGACGGUGAGCUUCGGCAAGAGCAGUCACUUCCAGGCGGUGCCCGGCUGCGGCAUCCGCGUCACCGUCUCCAACUACGAACACACGCUCCGGCAGGCCUGCAACGCCGAGCGGAUCAUCAACUACGAGAACCUGCACCGCACCCACCCCCAGGGCUCCGUUUCGGUGGUCGGCAAUGGGGCCACCAUCGAGCACCUGCUGCCCCAGCGUAACGUCCGCAAGUCAAUGGAACUGACGCAGCAGCAGCUGCUCUCCGACCUGGAUCUGGAGCAGGACCUGGUACAGGUCGCGGACCAGAAGAACAUCAUCGACGGCCCGGAGAUUUUGGUGCUGAUCGGCAACCGGGAGUGGAUGCAGCGCAACGGCAUUGAGGUGCCGCUCGAGAUCAGCGACUGUAUGACGCACGAGGAGCGCAAGGGACACACGGCGGUGCUGUGCGCCCUCAACGGCCAGCUGGUGUGCAUGUUCGCCGUCUCCGACAUGGUCAAGCCGGAGGCCCACCUGGCCGUGUACACCCUGAAGAAGAUGGGCAUCGAUGUGGUCCUGCUGACGGGCGACAACAAGAACACUGCCGCCAGCAUAGCAAGAGAGGUUGGCAUCCGAACCGUGUACGCGGAGGUGCUGCCCUCCCACAAGGUGGCCAAGAUCCAGCGCAUCCAGCAGAACGGCAUCCGGGUGGCCAUGGUGGGUGACGGCGUGAACGACAGUCCCGCCUUGGCCCAGGCCGACGUGGGCAUCACCAUAGCCGCCGGCACGGACGUGGCCGCCGAGGCGUCGGACAUCGUCCUGAUGCGGAACGACCUGCUGGAUGUGGUGGCCUGUCUGGAUCUGUCCCGCUGCACGGUGCGCCGCAUCCGCUACAACUUCUUCUUCGCCAGCAUGUACAACCUGCUGGGCAUUCCGCUGGCCAGUGGCCUGUUCGCCCCCUACGGCUUCACUCUGCUGCCGUGGAUGGCCUCCGUGGCGAUGGCGGCCAGUUCCGUGAGCGUGGUCUGCUCCUCGCUGCUGCUGAAGAUGUACCGGAAGCCGACAGCAAAGACGCUCCGGACGCCGGAGUACGAGGCGCAACUGGCGGCCGAGCGGGCCCGGGGCUCCGAAACGGAACUGGACAAGCUGUCGCUGCACCGCGGCCUGGACGACCUGCCCGAGAAGGGCGGCAACAUCGGCGGCAGCCGGAUGGCCUUCAAACGGUCCACCAACUCGCUCAUCUCGCGCAUCUUCAUGCACGGCAACGGCGGCGUCGCAUCGCUGGACGGCAAGCACGAGGAGGGCCUGCUCGAUCCCGAGGAGCAGUACGACGGCCGGACGAAGAUUGUGCGGAGUCGCUACCACCCCAGCGACAGCACAGAGCUGCAGAAGCUCUAAAUGGACCUUAAGACGACAAAAUUUCAGUGAAAUUGUUCAAUUCUAAGCGGGCAUUAAAACUGAACUUGAAACCCAAAGCUUAUGGAGCCAGAUAGAAAGAGAUAGAGAGAGAGAGUUAUAGUAUGCAUAUGUACAAACAAAUAUAUAUAUAUAUAUAUAUACAGCUAUAUAUAUGUUAGGUCUAGGGGGGGAAAUCGUGUGCAAGGUCGGAGUGCAAUCCUACGGACCAGCUAGAUUAUAUUCCUAGUACGUGUAUAUAUGAUUGCUCAAACGAAGAACCCAUAGUUAAGACUAUCAGCGUCUAAGAUUCUGACCUGUAUUGCUUUAUCCUUUUCCCUUUUAUGAGCCCCCCCACCCGUCCCCUGAACACCUCACCCUCUAUAACUUUUAAGAGUUUUUUUUUUUUUUGGUUUUUUAUACGAGAUAGUUCAGAGCUCUACUGCUAGUAGCUAAUAUUAAGUUUGAAGAACAAAGUGGAGAGAUGAGAAGCAUCAAGCAUCAUGGAAUUAUUGUUAUUGUUAAACUGCAUUAUUAUUCAUUACUGUAGGCCUUAAAAACCCCAUCAAAAAGACGAAAAUCGAACAAGCAUUGACCCUCCAAGUCCCUGAAUCCCCCAAGAUAAUCGGCUCUGAUCCUUAAACGCGCCACCAUAGGAGGAUGUACUUUUGUAAGACAACCGGGCACAAUUUGAAAACCAAUAAAAAUAUUUAAAAAUGAGAAAAACGAUUAAAACACAUUCUUUAUAUGUAACUUUAAUGUUUAUAAACAGCAGAGCAUUGUUAUUGUAAAUAAAAAUAAAAACGAAGAUGAAAACGAGAGGAGUGCGGUGCCCCAUACCGGCUGAAACAAAAUAAAUGGUCUGGUUUUUCAUUUAUAAA